CUGCGCCCAUGAAAAUGUCACAAAUUUCAAAAAUGACAAUAUAAUGAAUAUUAUAUCAACUACUUGCAUGUAGAUAACAAAAAUGUGGUAUCGAACAAUUUUUCUAAUUACGUACAAUUCAUAGAACUAAUGAUGAAUACCUGCUGCACGCAUCUGUUGUUGAAAUCGGCUGGAAGACUUUCAUCACGUAAAAUCGCCCAUGCAAUUUCAAGAAAGGCAUUGAGAAAUGGAUUGUCACCCUGUUCAUACGUCAGUGUUCGGUUGAAGUCAAAGGGUGACAAGAAAAACUUGAGUGCUUUGAUUGAACCAGUACAUGUUCCUCUAGUUAGCAAUCCUGACCAUAUCAAUGUUGGUGCAGAAAUAACUGGGGAGCCAAUAAAAAAAGAGGACAUGCUGAAGCUGUUGAAUCAGUUCUAUAAAAGGCCAGAGCUACAAAAUCUUGCCAAAGAAAGUGGAUUAGAUCAUCGGCUAUUUCACCAGGCUUAUAUAGGAUUUAGAAGAUUCUGUAUAGAAUCAGAGGCCCUUCCCCCAGAUAUACACAUAGUGCUUAGUGAUAUUCUUCAAGGAGCAGGUCAUGUGGAUGAUUUGUUUCCCUACUUUUACAACUAUGCCAAGGAGAUGUUCCCACAUUUAGAAUGUAUGGAGGAACUGAAGAAGAUUAGUGAUCUUACACUACCAGCUAAUUGGUACCCAGAGGCCAGGGGUGUUCAACGUAAGAUAAUUUACCACGCAGGUCCGACAAACAGUGGAAAAACCUACCAUGCCCUCCAGAGGUUUCUCACUGCCAAGUCUGCUGUAUAUUGUGGCCCACUCAGACUGCUGGCAGCUGAGGUAUAUAAGAAGUCAAAUGAGCAGGGCACACCAUGUGACCUUGUAACAGGGGAGGAACGUCGCUAUGCAGAUCCAGAUGGUGAGCCAAGUAGCCAUGUUGCUUGUACAGUGGAAAUGACAAGUGUCACAACUCCUUAUGAAGUUGCAGUAAUUGAUGAAGUGCAGAUGCUGAAAAGUAAAGACAGAGGAUGGGCAUGGACAAGGGCACUGCUAGGUGUGUGUGCUGAGGAAAUUCAUGUGUGUGGUGACCCUUCUGCACUUGACCUGUUGAAUGACUUCAUGCUUCAUGUGGGCGAUGAAGUUGAGGUGAGGAAGUAUAAAAGGCUGACCCCACUCAAGUACCUUGAUUAUGCAGUGGAGAAAUUUGAAAACAUACAGGCUGGUGAUUGCAUUGUUUGCUUUAGUAAGAAUGACAUCUACCAUGUCAGUAGGCAGGUUGAACGUCGCAACCUAGAGUGUGCAGUCAUUUAUGGAGGUCUACCUCCAGGUACAAAGGUUGCUCAGGCAGAAAAGUUCAAUGAUCCUAACCAUCCAUGCAAGAUACUCGUAGCCACAGAUGCAAUAGGAAUGGGACUGAACUUAAAUAUUCGAAGGAUUGUAUUUUAUUCACUUAUCAAGCCAACUCUUAAUGAGAAAGGUGAGAAGGAAAUGGAUGUACUGGACACAUCAACUGCCCUGCAGAUUUCUGGACGCGCAGGUCGCUAUGGGACUCAGUAUCCAAAUGGUGAGGUGACAACUUUCAAGAGGGAGGAUUUGUCACUAUUAAGACAGAUUGUCAAUCAAGAGAUAACUCCUAUUGAGCAAGCUGGUUUACAUCCUACGGCUGAGCAGAUUGAAUUAUUCGCCUACCACCUCCCCAAGGCAACAUUGUCUAACUUAAUAGAUAUCUUUGUUACUAUAUGUGAGCUUGACAACCAAUACUAUUUCAUGUGCAAUGUGGAUGACUUCAAGUUCCUGGCAGACAUGAUUGAGCAUGUUCCCCUUGGUCUUAGGACACGCUACAUCUUUUGUUGUGCUCCAAUUCCAAAAAAGCAACCAUUCGUCUGCACUAUGUUUCUAAAGUUUGCUAGAAGAUACAGCUCAGGGGAGCCUCUCACUGUGGAUUGGCUGGCACGAAUCUUGAGCUGGCCCCUCACUUCCCCGGGGACCAUUGCAGACCUUGUCCACUUGGAGGGCGUCUUCGAUGUACUAGAUCUCUAUUUGUGGCUAAGUUAUCGCUUCAUGGACCAUUUUCCUCACGCUGAGCAGGUCAGAGAGAUGCAGAGUGAAUUAGAUGAGAUAAUUCAAAAUGGUGUCUAUAACAUAACACGACUCCUUAAGGCAAGUGAAACAAAAGUGUCCUCGGGAGCACCAGAUGAUGAAGAUGAUUUUGAAAUAAAGAAAAGACAACAAGUCCAUUCGAGGAAUCGUUUGGAAGACCGUGAAGUUGAGGUAAUUCCAUCUCAUCCACAAACACUGUCAGGUGCUUAUCAGAGAGCAAAACUAAGUAGGAAAGUUCCAGUGAAAAAGGGCAAAUUGAGUGACUAUUUGGUUCAACAGGGCCUUAUCUCAGAGAAAGUGUUAGAACGUUUACAAAGGGAGUGGCUGCACGAACAAAAUUUAGACAGUAACGAGGAUAAUGGACAUCUUCCUGGGAAAAGAAAACCUAGGAAGAAAAGGUGAUGAUGAAUGGUUUCAUAAAAGCGUAUAUAAUAAAGUUAUCAUAUAAACCAUACUCCAAAUUUAAUGCUUUUCUAAAUAUCUAUUUAAUUAUACAGGCACUAUCAUACCUUAAAAGGUGACAAUAAGUUCACGCAACCUUACCCUUAGCAAAAGGUAUGCCUGUUAUAUGAAAAUCCAAUGUAGAAAUGACAGAUCAUUUUAUUCUCAACUUGUGUGCAAAACUGCAAAUACAGGUAUUUUUUAAUAGCAGAUACCAUUCAGAUAUUACAUGUCAUAUUUGUGCUCCACGAUUUCAAAAACCCAAAUGCAAAAAGUUGUCUGAAAUGAUUUUUGCAAUUGUCAUAGUAACAUAGCUAGGCUGUUUUGCAAGUGCACAAUCAGGAUCUGGUUUCUUGUAAAUACACCUGAUGUCCAUGCAACAAGGAAGGAUCAUGAUAAAAAUAUAGAUAGAUAUAUAACAUCAAACAACAACAUAAGAGCCUCCAGAUAUAAAUUGCUAAGUGAAUGAAUAUCAUGAUACUGUGUGUUUUAUAUAUAUUUCUUUUAUUGACAAUUGUAU
Molecule: messenger RNA, 3052 nt
Organism: Owenia fusiformis
Lineage: Eukaryota; Metazoa; Annelida; Polychaeta; Sabellida; Oweniidae
Source: the annotation of a GenBank genome assembly